AUGCGAAAGGAGGCUGAGGGACUCACAAUUUCGAGAUCGUCAGGCGUAAGACCGAGUAUGUGUCUCUCCAGUAGAUUAUGUGAAAAGCAUGUAGGAGUAUGUGGAAGUUUCCGUCCACCAACAUUCCCGCAAAAUCAUUCCAGAAAACUCAUGAAUACUCCAUGUAUUAAAGUAAUGCAGGCAAUUAGAAUUCACAUACAAGAUGAUUUUAGCGAACUCGAAGAUGCAAUUAAAAGCAGAUUGGGGGAACCAUUUGAUCAAAUCCCUCUCAAAAUUUGUCAAAUUCAACAUGGAAGCCCUAAUGAAAAGCAAAUGGAUCCGGUGAAGUUUAUUUCCGACAUUUUUACCGAGGAACCUAAACCAGAGCACUUCCAUAUCACUUUGCUCCGGCAAUGUAUUAUUUUACCAGUAACGGAAAUAAAAAUUUUAUCCUUCGGUCUCACCCCAGCUUCCACUUCUACUUCUGUUACUGCAAUUGGAAAUGACUCGCUCACGCUAGCGGACGAAGAAGACUUGGGUCUUAGUGAGACAGCCCUUGAAAUUUUGGAAAACGAAGAGGUUAAUGGUCGUGCCUUUCUCAAUAUUACCGAAGAAAAACUCAGAAGCUAUGGUAUGAAAGGUGGACCCGCGUCAAAUAUCGCUGUCUUCGCUAAAGAGUGUAAGGAGAAAAAGAGAAGGGCCUUUUCAACAUACCGCAUUUUGAAAGAGAUGUUAGCAAGAUACGGUAUUGACUCUAAUGGUACGGACACCAUCCCGAUUUUUUCCCUACAAACCCACGAAAUUCAGGAGGAAGACAAAUAUUUUGAGCAUUGUGUGGAGAAUAUUUUAUUCAGGAUGAAGCAUUACGGGUCAUUAGUUGUGGAUAGCUUGGAGUCCAUGCAUAAUGAAUACGUUUCAACUAUACUCCAUACGUCCCUCCAUAUCGCAGAAGAUCUCACGAGAAAGGAAUUUACCAUGAGACCCGAAUACGAGAUAAUUGGUGAAAUUUCUCAAGCAAGUGAGGUUCCCCACACCAUCGAAUUUAACAAGAAGGCCUUGGAUAAAGAAUCCGAAGAAUAUCAAACGUUGCGUAGUGGUGUGAGGAAGGUUUUGGGUGUGAUCGUUGGGUUAAUAAAGGAUAGGGCAUGUUCGGACAAAGAACCUGAUAGGAAGAGGUCUAAGAUAGAGGGGUAUCGUUCGAAAAAAUAA
Molecule: messenger RNA, 1188 nt
Organism: Acaulospora morrowiae
Lineage: Eukaryota; Fungi; Glomeromycota; Glomeromycetes; Diversisporales; Acaulosporaceae
Source: the annotation of a GenBank genome assembly